Molecule: messenger RNA, 8688 nt
Organism: Penicillium macrosclerotiorum
Lineage: Eukaryota; Fungi; Ascomycota; Eurotiomycetes; Eurotiales; Aspergillaceae
Product: FMP27 family protein
Exons: 3
Coding region: 1-8688 (2895 amino acids)
Source: RefSeq, a predicted model, not a curated record
AUGACUCUCUUCAAUCCGACCUCGAUCCUCGUCGGCUUCCUCCUACUGUAUCUCUCGUCCUUCUUCGUCUUUGCGAUUGUUCGAAUUGCCACCGGAAUCUCGAUCCAGCGCAUCGGCUACUUUUCGCUCCGCCGCAUCGCAUAUGCUCCGAAGGAAGGUCUCCAGAUUGAAAUUCGCGGGCUUGGGUUCUCGCUACAUCCGCCGUCCUUCGCGCAACCGACGUGGAUCAGCAUCCGCCUGACGGACUUGAAAAUCACGUUGGAUACAGCUGCUUUGUCGAAAGGGAAGAGUGAGCCAUCACGAGACUUACUCGGAUCGCCGGACUUGGGGAGCCCGCGGAGUCCAGGUAGCCCGGGGAGCCCGGGAACCCCCUCCAAAGGUCCUGCCACACCGGAAUCGUCUAUCGCACGCAGCAAAACAUGGAGGACAUUGACAAGCAUCAAAGAACGCCUGAAGCGGCUGCACCGACAAAUCAACUGGCUGGCCCUGGUUGAUCUCUCCGCUAUCAAUACCACCAUCCACUUCCUUGAUGCGGGCCAGAUUCAAGUUGGCUCGCUCGCACUUUCAGUGGAUACCCGGAGUAAGAUGGUGGAAAGGGGCAAACUUUUUCGUCGCAAGAAAGAUAUGUCCCGUGAGCAACGCCCCGCCGAGUGGAUUAUGAAUGUUCAAAAUGUCCUGCUCGCGGUGGAGGGUCGAGAACCAACCGAGCUCUUGGAUAACGUUGGUGUCAACAUCCACGGCUUGCUCUAUAAAGACCUCGAUGGCCUCAGGGAUGCGUCAAUCGCACUCAAGAUUGGACGACUUCACAUUCCGUACGAUGACCUACACACGUUACUUCAACGCCUCAAGUCUUCCCAGAAGCUCUCGAAAAUCCCCGUGCUCAAUGAGACUGACGAUGAGAUGUCGUUCGCAGACUUUGUGGAGGAAUUGGACAAGCCUGGCAGCCGAGACGACUCUAUCGUGCAGACUGUGGCCGAUUCGAAGGAGUUCGCGAGCUCUUUACUUCGUGGUAUCCAGGAAAUCCAGGUUGCUCUGAGUUUCUUCCGGCUAUCACGGGGCCUUGAGUCCUUGUCUGCCGGCCAACAUCCCGUUUAUCUGAAUGUGGUAUCCCAUGAGCUUGGAAUUGAUCUUCACCGCAUGGAUCAGAAGAGCCCGGAGCAUCGCAUGUACUUCCAACGCAACGACAUUGCCCACCAAGCAUUACUUGCGGCAAUUUCCUUGUCUGUCAGCUUGGACGAUGACUCUGGUGAAACCAACAACAUUCUCUAUGUUCCCAUGGCUACAACAACGAUCAAAACUACUCUUCCAUCCAAGACCGUCAGUGGAUUUGAGGAGGAGAACCCAGAAGAGCGAAAUUCCAAUGUGCUUUUUGCCAAUUUGGUCAUCACAUCGCCAUCGCUCGACAUGCAGCCUAAACAUGUAUCCCGCUUGUUGAAGUUGGCGCAGGCGCGGGCAUCUUCCCCUCGCGUGAAAAAACGCGAUAAUCAUCAUCUCAUCUCCCGUUUACUUCCAAAGGCCAGCAUCAAACUUUCCGUUCCCGAACCUGUCAUUCGAUUUGUUCUACCUAUUGAAAAAGAGUCCGGUACUCCUGAUGACUACAACCUCUUGAUCUCCUCCAUAUCUUCUAUCUCACUAGAUGUCGAAUCUUCUCACUCGUCUGAGGGCGGCGCCCACUACUCUCUUUCCUCUGUCUAUCGGGUGGCAUCUCACAAGUUUUAUUACCAGACCCCUGCUGGGGACAAACACAACCUCCUCACAACAGAGAACUUGGAACUGAAGUGCCACCUGAACGCAAGCCCCGAGGUUUGUGUCAUUGCUUCAGGUAAUUUGAAUGAUUGCUCUGUUCACAUGAUCAAUGGAGACGUCAAUCGUGGCAUUCGUGAAGUCCUUGAGCAAUUCCGGACCCAUUUGCAGCCACAGAAGAGGGCACCAAUGGCAUUUAACGAACGCAAAUCGAGCCCUCUGAGAAAAAUACCCCCAUGGCUUCUUCAAUUUUCCUUUGAAGCAACUGGAUUCAGUGUGGAGAUUGCAGGAGUUGAUAAACCCGUCUCUGAAAUAUCUCGUGGCGUUUCUUUGCAGUUGCAAUCCUGGAAUGCAGAGUAUAAAGCCCAGAAAACAGAACACAGUGUUGGGAGUAUUGCCAGGCGUCGUACUUCGAGCCACUCUACAAUCGGCGAUGAGUCGCCUUUCCGUUUCACGCCAACCUCGCCUCCUAAGAACACGAGACGUGGUGCCACAGAUGGGAGAAGACUCGCUUUGCAUGCCCGUGGCUUCGAUGGCUUUGUCAUUGAAUCCGAUGACUAUCUGGAACCGGAGCCUUUCUUCUCUCUACCUCGUUUUGAGAUUGCUCUGAGUACCCAUAGUGACCGCCUUGGCCCAGUUCUUCACGUGAACUCCGUCUUUAAGGGAAUAUACCUUCAAUAUUCUCUGUAUCGUUUCUAUUGCUUGGGCGUUGCCGUCUCAGUCAUCCAAGAUGUGCUUACACCCCUACCUCAGGACCGGACCCCUGGCGCCAGCAAGCCAAAAAGCUCGGCGAGCAUUUCAAUGCCACCGCCUCCAUACUCUCCAUCAUCUCCAAAGAAUGAGCUUAUAACAGUAGAUGUGAAAGCCACCCUCGUCCAACUUAAGGCCAGCCUACCAAACGAUCCUCAGAUGAUGGUUCAGAUCUACGGUCUGGCGGGUGGUUCUCAACGACUUUCCACCCCUCAUAUCAAGGCCAAUCUUGUUCGCUUGCACUCGGAAGCGCCCAAGCUGAAAGGCGUUUGGGCCAGAAUUGGUAGCAUGAACAAUGUUCGGCUUGAUUUCCGCAAAAUGAAGCUGAAACAAGGCGCUAAUUUCCACGAGGAGAGAUCUAUUGACUUAUGGGCGGAUUUCAUUCGGUUGGGCGUUCCUCACCAUAUGGUGAUGCAUCGUAUCUUCGACAAUUUGAUUAAUACCUCAAAAGCAUUUAAACAGCUCGCCCAUCGUUUCAAAAACAGAUCUAGAGAAUUUGUUUCUGUUCGGGAGCCCGAGGAGCCGAAGAAGGUCCCAAGGAUCUCGCUUCGCAGCAAAGCCUUGCUCUUUGAACUGGAGGAUGACGCUUUCGAAUGGAAAUUGGGCUGCAUCUAUCGGACUGGUUUGAUUGAACAGGCCCAGCGCUUGGCCCGAGAGGAAGCUUUCUACUUGAAAGCCUCCAAGAUCAAGGAGACAGACCAGAAGCGCGCAUCAUCCCGCCUACGAGCCAAAUCAAGCAACCGAACUCUGCGCAGCGAACGUACUAGCCAAGAUACCCGCCGAAGCCAAAGCGCAGACACACGUCCGAGAAAAGAUGAGCAAACCCGUGGCCGUGGUCGCAAGUUUCGAUAUGACACUGAGGGAGCGACAUGUCUAUCUUCCGAGUACAAAAUUUCUACUGAUGCAGCCUGGAACCGACUUCAGCAGCACAAUGCUCAGGUAUGGAAGGAGAAGAUCGACUCUGCUCUCAAGUUCCAGGGCACGUCUAUCAAAGAGGUGCGGAAUCUGUUUUCUGGUGCAGAUGAGCCCCCUGAGGACGUGAAAGAGACUGAGACUAUCCUUGCCAUUCCAAACCGGCCGGGUCUCAUGUCUGCGCUGAUCAGCGAUGUGAAUCUGGUUAUCGACAAACCAUCCUUCCCGCUCGAUGACUAUCCUACAUUCCUCAAUCGAAUCGGUAAAGGAAUGCCUAUGUCCAUGAAGUAUGGCUUGCUGCUUCCAAUGAGCUUCAACUUGGAAAUGGGCGAAGCACGGGUCAAUCUGCGCGACUAUCCUCUUGAUCUACUUCAUAUUCCAGCAUUGCGCCCGGGGCAAUCUCCCAGGCUUCCUAGUUGGUCACUGCGCACAAAUUUUGUUAUCGCUGAAGAAUUCAGGGACCAUGAGUCGGCGAGACAGGUUGAGGUGGAACUUGUUCCGCCGACUGAAUUACCCGACGGUUCUCACAGUGAUCCAUUCAAUAUCAAGGUCUGGCGGUCUGUGACACCCGUGAAGACGUACUCCGACCCUGUUUUCGAGAUCAAUACCAGCUUACCAACAAGCAUCUCAUGGGGAGUUUCGUACCAGCCAGUGAUCCAGGACAUGAUGAAGAUCAUUGAAGGCUUCACCAAACCCGAAAUUGAUCCGUCCGAGCGUGUCGGCUUCUGGGACAAGAUUCGUCUUAGUUUUCAUUCCCGAAUUCAAGUUCUUUGGAAGGAAGAUGGUGAUGUCCACUUGCGCCUCAAAGGUUCACGCGAUCCAUAUGUGGUGACUGGCUUUGGAAGUGGUUUCGUUAUGUGCUGGCGAAGAGAUGUCAAGUGGGAAAUCCACACGAGUGACGAUCCAAUGGAGUUCAUGAGUGUGACAAGUGGUGAAUAUGUGCUGGCAAUACCUGACUACAGUGCCGAGGCUCGAUGGGCGAAUGAAAUUAAUAUGGAAGAAAUGGAGAGCAGUUCUGCAUCUAGUGAACAGAAGAAUGCUGCACACUUCAAGAAGGUUGUCAUGAAACUCUCAGGCGAUGUCAAAUGGGCCACUGGUCUGGUCUUUGAACGCGAUGUUGAUGCCGACUCGCGAUCGUUUGCAUUUAAGCCUCACUACGAUGUCGUCCUCAAGAACCCAAAGUUUGUUGACCCGGAAGAGCGUGCAAACUACGACGCAUUCCGUGGCUUCCGCAGUGAUCAUAUUCACCUGUCUGUGUCGGUCAUUGCACCGCAGAGCCGAAACUGGACUGUUGAUGAUAUUCAGCCUUCUUCAAGUUACAACACGACACACUUGACUCCUCGAUUCUUCACCCAUUUCUUCAACUGGUGGUCUCUGUUUUCCGGCGUCAUGUCUCUUCCUGUUCGCCAAGGUCCCCUCUUCCCUGGAAUCACUAAAACGAGCAAGAAGUUCAAUCGUCACCUGGCAACUGUCAAGUAUAAACUUCUACUCGCUCCUCUAUUUGUGGCACACAUGUACAAGCAUAAGGACCGUGAGGACUAUGAAGAGAAUGUUGUCACUGCUACAGGUCUCAAGGUGCGGCUUGACAGCCUCAAGCUCGAUAUUCACCAGCGUCGCGAACAAAUAAAGACGCAGACUCGAGGCCGUUCUAAGCAGACUAAGACAAGCGCAAUGCGUAUCAAUCAGGCUUUGAUUGACUUGCAAUCUGCUGACUUCCGAGCCGUCUCUGCCAGUAUCGAAGGCACGACAGCCGAGGACAUUGAGAAGAACCGUGAUGAUAUCAUCUCUUCUUUCCAGCAACCUGUGCCUUCUGUUGAUCUAUCAAGAUUCACCAUUCCUGACCAGAACUUGGACUGGAUUGAUAUGGAUGAUUUUGUGGAGCCGGAUUGGAUUCUCCCUCAAGAGUCAAACCCCCGAACCCAGAUUCUCCCGCUUGCCUUCACUCCGCGAUUCACUUACUUCCGCCAAACUGAUCAUGGGGAAAUUGGAUCCGAAGAAACAGGCUAUAGUACUUUUGGAAACGAACCUACUCAUGAUUGUGUCAUGUCUGAAACCAAUGAUCCGCGCCGUGUUCAAAUCGAAUUGACUAAAGACCGCCUCGCUACAGUCGAAGCUCAAAUCCGGAAUUACGAGCGUACCAUUGGCGAGCAAGAGUUGAAGUUGAUGAAUGAUGUUGACGAUGACGCAAGCCUCAAGGAUCAGCAUGAAGUCUAUCGUCGCCAGGCCGACUCUCUUGCGAGACGACGGAGGUUCUUGACGUCCACAUUGCAACGGCUUGAAAGGCACCUGGCCCGCGAGGAACGGACUCCCACCAGUGCCAAGUCGAACAUUAACAUUGCUGAGAGUGAAACCUCAUCCCGAAUGGGUCAGGAUGGGGAUUCGACUGCCGACGGGCGUACGUCUGGCCUCGACGGGCUGUAUUCUUCUGCCGCCGAUGACUUCUCCAGCGACUUUAACAAUCGCUUCAUGAUUCACAAUGUGCAAUUGAAGUGGAACAACUCUCUCCGGAAUAUCAUUUUGCGCUACAGCCACCAAGUCAGCCAGCGUCGUGGUUUCGUUUAUUACAUGUCUCGACGUGCGGUCAAAUUCAUCCUUGACAUCGUGGAAGAACAGAACAAGAACAAAAGAAAGAACCCGAAGAUGUCCAAAUCACAGACACGCAGCGACAAUGAUGAUGAGAAUGUUGAGGACCGCAUUGAGCAGUUGCUGAACGAUGCCAAGCGCUUUGUGAACGCCGAGGAGUCUGAGGCUUCCGAUUCAAAUAACCCGUCACCUACAAAAUCUGACGACUCCAGCGAAAAUAUCGCCCCAGAGUUCACGCCCCAGAACAGUUAUUACUUGCGUCUUAUUGCACCUCAGAUCCAGCUUUUGAGUGAAAAGAACCGCAAGUCCGUCUUGCUGGUGGCCGCUAAAGGCAUGGAGCUCAAGGUUGUGUCAAUUAUGGAUAAGGAGCGUGUUUCGGACGAUGUCAGCGGCUUAGUCCAACGGCGCUUUUCUCUCGAGAUGGACGGGGCCCAGUUCUUUGUUGCAACGCAGAAGAAUCUCAUGGCGAACUUGCAGUUCUAUGCUGGCAACAAGUACGGCAAUGCACCGGGAUCUGCGUGGCCUCCUUGGUUGACCCUGGAGGCCAUGUUCGACUUUGAGCUCAACCCAUUUGGAUUCUCGCGUAUCGUUCAGAAGACCUCUGCUACUCUCCGAUAUGACAAGUACAACAACCUUCGUCUGAAGUACAACGAGGAGGUAGCCAAGGGCCACCAAGGCCCACACCCUGGAGGUGACGAAACCCGAAUCGAUCAAAUCAGCGUCGACUUCCCCCAUUUCCGUGCCAUCUGUGAUUCUGCCGAGUACUACUCCAUGUACAUCAUCGUCUUGGACCUCAUGCUCUACAGUGAACCGCUCGAAAAGGUCCGCAAUGAGCGCUUGGAGAAGAUUAUGCUCACCUCCGAUUUCAGCGAUCUUCGUGGCGCCCCCGAAGCGGUGUUCAAGUUACAAGCACGUAUUCGACAGCUGGAGGAGAUCAAAGAAUAUUUCCAGAUAAAUGCCAAAUACCUGGAUAAGGAGGGCUGGGAAGAUCGGUUGACUCUUGAGCGUGACUUAUCUCAAUGUGAGGAUGAGCUCUUCUUCAUGAUGAAAGCUAUUACAACUUCCCAAAGACGAGCCGACCCUAGCUCUUCCAAGACAAAUGGAGUCCUGCGAUGGAGUAUUUCCGCGUCAGAGGUUGUCUGGCAUUUGAUGAAGGAGGCCUCUGCCCCGCUGGUCGAGUUUCAGCUCAAGAAUGCCCAGUAUGAACGGACCGACAAUUCCGACGGCUCCAACCACAAUCUCGUCGCUGUUGAGAACUUGAGUGGCCUAAACCUCCUUCCUGAUGCUAUCUAUCCUCAGAUCAUUGCACCGUAUCUCGACCAGCCGCGUCCUUUGGAUGAUUGCAUUCUCCGCGUUAAAUGGCAUAUGCUCGAGGCUGUCGCCGGUAUCCCUGUGGUCGACAAUUUCGAGGUAUCGCUGUUUCCGCUCAAGAUUCAACUGGAGCGGGAACUUGGGCAAAGGCUGUUUGAGUACAUUUUCCCGAAUAUGGGCUCUGGGGCCUUUGAAAGUGGCGGUUUCUCUCCUUUCAUGAUUAAGAACAUGAAGCCAAUCGAUGCUUCCGAUGACGAAGACGAUGAAGGUGAUAUAUCAAGUAACAACUCACCAAUGACCCAAUCGUUGCGCACUGACGAUGACAACGUCUCAAUGGAAGACUUGCAAGGAACCAAGGGCCCUGGGUCGAUUGAACUGAGACUUCAGCCAACUCUGUCUCUUUCUGAGGAGAGCAAGUCCAGUCGACGUUCGACUCAUCUCAAGGGUCUGGCCAUGACUCCUAUCCACCGGAGCAACACCAGCCGUUUGGGAGUACCCGAAAACACUAGAGGGCUGCCCCGGCCUUCGACUACUGGUGCUUUGACAAAGAAGCGAUCUGUGGAUAGCAUCCGCAUGUUGUCGAAGCAGCCUACGGACAGAUCUUUAUCUAGUACAAGCACCGAGGAAAAGAAGAAGUUCGGUCUAAGCAAGGGCCGCGAUAAGUCAAAGGAGCCUACCGAUGACUUGUCGCAAAUGAUGUCCCGAGCCUCCAACUACAUGACCUUGGCCCGUGUCAAGGUGCAUGAUGUGGUUCUCUGCAUGAGCUACAAAGGAAAAGGCGAACACAACCUCGAGGAUCUCCACGGGUUUGUCUUCCGUCUUCCCGUUCUAGAGUAUGGCAACAAGACAUGGUCGAACCUCGAUCUUGCCUUACGCUUGAAGAAGGACGUUAUCAAGGCUCUUAUUUCUCAUGCGCCAGCCAUUCUCGGCAACAAAUUCUCGCAUCACCGUCCUUCGAAACAACAGCAGAAGCGUUAUCGCGAACUAGCAUCCUCGUCUCAGCUUCUGCCUAGUGCGAGCAACCUUCCUUCUGAGCGGAGCCAAGCCUCAAGUCUGAAUAGCUUUGACUCGAACAGCGAGUACUCUGAGUCUCGCUCGCGCAAGUCUAUGCAGUCGAAUGCCUCACCGUUAGCUCGAUCAGUGUCUCUCAGCUCGGACAUGCGUGACCCGCAAGAAUAUGAUCCCCCAAUUAGCGAUUCUCGGUCUGCAAGUGAAGUGGACGUGGACUCUCGCUGGGAGGAAUCUCGCCGCUUUGUCAAUGCACCUGUCCGACCCAUGACUUCUGGUAAUACUGUUACCACCAUCACCGCAGCCAAUGGGGACGAACAGGAUGAUAGCCACAAGCGAACCAUCCGCAACUUUGGCCGCAAGCUGAUGAACCGCAAGUGA